AUCGCGAGAUUUUGUCAGAGUCGCGCCGCUCCAGUCAGAGUGCCCCGCGGUGUGAUGAAGUCGGCCAUGUCGUGGUAGCGGCGAGCAGAGCAGCAGACAGACGGACGGACGGACGGACGUAGAGGAAAAAAGGGAGAGAAGAGUUGAAAGCACAGAGCGGAGGAGAGGAUCUCUGAGCGAGGGACAUACCUGCGCACCAGAGGCGGUGUUUGUGGCCCGUAAUCGGCGCGUUGCUGUUGCGGCUGUGGGUGUAGAGUGAAGCGCGGCGGCAGGAUGAGCGGAGGCACUCCGUACAUCGGCAGCAAGAUCAGCCUGAUCUCCAAGGCCGAGAUCCGAUACGAGGGCGUCUUGUACACCAUCGACACCGAGAACUCCACCGUCGCCCUCGCUAAAGUCAAAUCAUUUGGCACCGAGGAUCGUCCUACAGACAGGCCGGUUGCUCCCCGCGAUGAUGUCUUUGAAUACAUCAUCUUUAGAGGGAGUGAUAUUAAAGACUUGACCGUUUGUGAGCCACCAAAGCCCAACUGCUCUUUGCCCCAGGACCCGGCCAUCGUACAGUCAUCUCUGAGCUCGACUGCAACUCCUUCUUUCCAGCCGGUGGGCUCCUAUGCUGCUUUCAGCCGGACACCUGUUCAUGCAUACAGCCAGUUCCCUACCCCCCUGGUGCCUCAGCCCCUCGGGAGCGCUGUUGGUGCAGGAAGUUCAGGGUCCGCGUUCAGUAACGACACGAGCGUAACCGCCGCUCUGUCCCAGAGCACUGUCCCCUCGGACUCUGUCUCUCUGAACACGCGCGUGACCGAAGCUACCCCCAACCCUUCCCUGGACCCCCUGCGGAAGAGCCCCACCCUGGAGCACCCAGCGCAGCCCGCGCCUAAAGCUCCCUCUGCUGCAGCUGGCUCUGUGAGUCAGAGGAGUCCCGGAGGAGGCAGAUCCACUCUCGGCUCCCAAAAACACCCUGCUGAGAGCCAUGAGCACACCAGAGUGACCGAUGCUGAGAAGGCGCCCCGACCAGAAUCGGACUUGGGCAAAACUGAGAACCGUGACGCCAUCAAACGCCAGCUGGGUGCCGGUGCUCCUUUAGUGCGAAGAGGUAGAGGAGGAGGUGGAGGAGGCGGUGGUGGUGGAAUCCAGCGCGGACGGGGCCGGUUCAACGUGCGCAGGGAUGGAGCGAUGAAGUUCGAGGAGGAUUUUGACUUUGAGAGCGCAAACGCCCAGUUCAACAAGGAGGCGAUCGACCGCGAGUUCCAGAGCAAGCUCAAAAUUAAAGAUGAGAAAGCGGUGAACGGAGAGGAUAAAGGUGACUCGGGCGUGGAGACACAGAACAGCGAGGGCAACGUAGAUGAGGAAGAUCCACUGGGACCCAACUGCUACUACGACAAGUCCAAGUCUUUCUUCGACAACAUCUCCUGCGACAACUCCAGAAAAGAAAAAGAUGGAGUGGGCAGUCGGCGGAGGAAGACCUGGGCCGAGGAGAGGAGAAUGAACGAAGAGACCUUUGGCAUCCCCCUGCGCCAUAACCGCGGUCGCGGGGGCUACCGGGGAAGAGGAGGAGGCAUGGGCUUCCGCGGUGGCCGGGGCCGUGGGGCCAGCCGAGGCUCUUUCGGACCCCCUCGCGGCGGUGGCGGCUCUGGCUUUAGAGGAGGGUUCAGAGGAGGCCGGGGUGGCAGAGAGUUCUCAGACUUUGAGUACCGAAAGGAGAACAAAGUGGCAGCGUAGAGAUCGUAAAGGACGACCGCGCCGGCCCCGUCGGACCGGAGCUCCGCUUUUCCUUCCUGCCUCAUAGACUGUCUGUUUCUGUCUAUCCCAAAACCUGGACUCACCCCUCCUUUCUGCUAUCUCUCGCUUUUUUAGGGGAAAAACAAAAAAAAAAAAAAAAACCAAUUUGGAAGGCAAUCUUUUGAUCUUUUCUUUCAUAUGCCCACAGAGGGGACGAGGACUUUGUGUACAAUAUCCGUAAAUUCAGUAGAAUUAUUAUUGUUGUUAUUAUUAUUAUUAUUAUUAUUAUUAUUAUUAUUAUUCAGUAUUUUUGCAUCAACAUUUUAGUUCCUUUCUUACAAAAAAAAACAAGAAAAGAAUUAAAGAAUUGUAUUUGAUAAUGUUCCUGUUAGGUGUACAAACGUAUGCAGACGCCCGCUGAUACUGUGAGCCCCAUCAGUGAAAUAGCUUUAUUUUUAUUGGUUUUCUUUUCUCUAACGUAUCUUAUAGAAGCACCAAAACUCUGUAUUAUACAUACCUAUAUAUCCUGUAGGGUCGCAGUGAAAGCUCGUCAGCCCUUACCGUUCAGCCGCAAGUGCAGUAGACUGCUGACGUAGGUUUCGAUGUGGGAGGGAACUCGUUUCCACAGCAUCCGUGUGGAAGGAAGGAAGGCAGGCAGGCGUCUAUACAGUCAGUGCUUUAUUUCGUAGACGAAAACCUUUUUCUUUCUUUCUUUGGUAGUAAUUAUUUAGUCCCCUGUAUUUUUUUUUCUAGCUGUGUAGUGCGGUCCAGCCCUUUUGUAAGGUCUUAUUACAUGUGAGGUCAAACAGCUCUAAUAUCUACCUGUAGCUCAUCUCGCGAGGCUGAACUUAAUUCAAAAUUAGCUCUUGAUUGAAUGUAUUGAUAACGCCGAUGCGGAUCUAUUAGCAGCGCACAGGGAAGAGGACGUGGCUUUGGUGUGAAUUGUUUUGAGUUUCUCGUCCUUUAAGGAAUUAUUCCCAGCUCUCUUUUACAGUGCCAUCGCAGACAGGAAGCUUUUUUUUUUUUUCUUUCCAGGACUAAUUUUCCCCCUUUUUUUUUCUUUCUUUUUUCAUAUUUUUAUGAGGCUGAAGAUGGGGUGUGCACAUUUGCUUACAUUUCUUUUGAUAACUGAGUGCCAGUGAUUAUUGCCUUUCGAUUAUGUAGAUGUCUCUUUGUUGUAGUUCAGCAGGGCUCUUUGAUACCGUCGCAAAUUCGCAGUCCUUCACGGUUUAGGAUUGUGACAUGAAUUUGAAGACGAGACGCUCUUACUUUCUUUUUUCUUUCUCUUUUUUUUUUUUUUGGGGUCCUCUAGCCACAGUUUUAAUGCCAAGGUCUUCAGGGAUAGUCCAGCACACCCUUUAAGAUUGGAUUGCAUUCGAAAACGUAUUCAUUUGCACUUUAACGUCGAACAACUCCACGAUGAGUCCAUUUUUUUCAGGAAGUUGCCCAACUUAUCCCCUCGUUCGCUUCUCUUAGGCUCUCAGUUAGUAGCUGUAAAUGAACAGACGCUGUGACGUGAAGCUACAGAACUCGCAAAGCAGGAUUUCUCGGUGAAGCCCGCUUUCACCCACAGCGAGGAACCUUUCGAGCUGUUUGAGGUUUUAAAGGACUUGACUGAUCUGUAGUGUACGAUGGGCUGUCAUGCCUUUGGCCUGUAGGCAGGAAAGGAAUAGAAAACUUGGCGUAAACAAAAUGAGCAGAUUGAACGCGAGUCCGCUGUUUUCCGAGCACUCGGGAGGUUAUCAGUGGCAGUCGACCAGUUGCUGCAGAUGGAGAUUCAGUUGAACAUGCUGGAGAAUUCCUCUUCAUCUGGCUGCUGUCAGCGCAGCUCUCAAAGCAGGGGUACAGCUAUUGGUACGGGUUCUUCCUCUGCUUGUUCCGAUCACUGAGUCCGGCCACGGAUCAGGACUCCCGAGACGCUCUUGGGAUGUUUCUGCUCGCGGUCGGAUCGCCAGGAUGCUGGUGACCACGAUCACAGACGUUAGGGUUCAGUCCAUCACAGCUUGACUCUCCUGCACGGUGUGUGGCAGUGUUGCUGCCCAAGGUGGUCAGCAGGUGGUCUCCCUCCUUUGGAAGUGAGUUUGAAUGAGUUUUUGUUUUUAAAUCCAUAAAACUGGGUUGGUCUGGUCAGUUCUUCUCCAAGCCAUGCUGUGGAUGACCGGCUGUGUUUUAUUGCUUGUUUUCUUUCUUUCUUUUUCCCUGAAUGUCGUGUUCGGAUUCAGUACCGGCGUUUGGGGAAUUUGGAUCUGAAUUUUUGUUUUUCUCCCCCUUUUUUUUUUCUUUUUCUUUCUCUUUUCUGAAAAAUAAAAAAUUAAUAAAAUAAGGGAUCUAAGCAUUGUGACGGGAGGCAGAGGAUGAGAUGUUUCCGAAUGUUUCACUUCGUUCCUUGUUUUAAUAUCUCUGAGAUGCAGUGAGGUUCCGUGUUCCUGUUGUGGCUAAUUUAACUGCGGUCACCUGUGUUGGCUAUAGUUUACUUCUUGUUGGCACUAAGUGACGAACCUUGCCUAGACGUGGCGUAUUGGUAGGCAGCUAGACGUUCAGAAUGAGCCGUUCUGAUUGGACGCUUUAUCGCUUGGAGCGCAGCAUCGAUGGGAAAUGCCUUAACGUGCCACCCGAAAACGAGUGUCGGGCUGUUUGUCGAAUGGCUCCCUGCUGCCCACACAGUGCACUGCAUAGGGCUUUUGAACCCUUUGGAGUGCACUAGGUCAGAUUUACUUUAUUUUUUGGACACAGCCUUGGUAGCACGUACUGCCCCGGGGAGGAAACGUCCGGCAGCCCUGGACUGAUGCAAUAAUCUCAUUACUAUUAAGGACACCCCCUGUGCUCGUAUGAGAUUUCAGACUGUACAUAAAGUUUUCGUUUUGUAAAGGUGAUAAAGGAUUGUUUUCUCUCUCCAAGACUUCUGGAAGAAAUUUGAUUGGCUUUUGUUUUUCUGAAUAAAGCAAUUGUACAGCAUGGUGUACUUUCAGUGGCCAGAUUGAGGUUUUUAUUCAGACACGAGAAAUAAAUAGUUGUUCAAAAUG
Messenger RNA from Pygocentrus nattereri (red-bellied piranha), 4739 nucleotides. It is a transcript of the gene lsm14ab, whose product is annotated as LSM14A mRNA processing body assembly factor b. Gene Ontology annotation, cellular component: P-body. The record is from RefSeq and is a predicted model, not a curated record. Lineage: Eukaryota; Metazoa; Chordata; Actinopteri; Characiformes; Serrasalmidae. The transcript has 11 exons. Gene Ontology annotation, molecular function: mRNA binding. Bases 274 to 1716 code for a protein of 480 amino acids. Gene Ontology annotation, biological process: cytoplasmic stress granule assembly; P-body assembly.